Neurospora tetraspora is the source of this 1703-nucleotide messenger RNA. RefSeq names its product DNA polymerase subunit Cdc27. The transcript is spliced from 4 exons. The record is from RefSeq and is a predicted model, not a curated record. Gene Ontology annotation, molecular function: DNA-directed DNA polymerase activity. The coding region runs from base 179 to 1507 and encodes 442 amino acids. Gene Ontology annotation, cellular component: nucleus; delta DNA polymerase complex. Gene Ontology annotation, biological process: DNA synthesis involved in UV-damage excision repair; nucleotide-excision repair, DNA gap filling; DNA strand elongation involved in DNA replication. Lineage: Eukaryota; Fungi; Ascomycota; Sordariomycetes; Sordariales; Sordariaceae.
GCGCUGGGUUGCCUGCCGGGCAAAUCACGUCGACGACGCGCCUCGGAGUUCAGACAUUCAUCAUCAUUUCACUCUUUUGAUAACUUUCACUUGAAUCUUCCAGAAGCGAUAAGCCAAAAAUAUCACUGCUACCGAGAUCAGCUGCUUCCAAUUCACACUCCUCAGCUUGAUUCCAGCCAUGGAAGAUUACAAGACGUACCUGGCUGAGAAUGUCCUCAGCGAGGACAAGGUGGUCACGUAUCGCUUGCUAAGUCGGGCCCUGCGUGUACAUCCCAAUGUAGCCAAACAAAUGCUCUAUGAUUUUCACAAGACCCAGAGCACCAAGAAGCCCGGAUCUGUCUAUGCCACCUACCUGCUAUAUGGUAUCCAGAAGUCCGUGCAGCAUCAAAAUGGCAACGCCAUGGACAUCGACUUGCCUAGUUCGCUUCCCGACGCCGACCCGGUUGACGACGAUGAAGUGCCAUCAUACACCCUCGCACUUGUUCAGGAAGACCGACUAGCAGAUGUCCUCAAGGAUUACGAGACGAUAUCAUCGAUACAUGUGUACAGCGUCGGACCUCACCCAGCCAAGGACCUUACGCUGCUUGUCGAUGCCGCUCAAAGUGCGCUAGCCAUCAAGGAUGAUACUAAGAAACCCCGGCCCCGUACCAUCGUCAACUCUCACGUACGCCGAAGGGAAAGAAGGGGACCCGGGCUCAAGGCUGCCGCUCCCGCGCCCGUCAAACAGGAGUCGAAGGCUAAAGCAGCACCCACCAAGACGGCACCUGCUAAGCCAGCGCCAGCGCCCGCCCCUGCUGCCGCACCAGCAAAGUCGAAGGAGGAGAGCAAAUUCGCUACACCGGCUACGGAACCCGAAGCACCCGCUGCUGCCACAAAGAAACCUGCGCCAUCACUCAAGCGCAACACCUCUGCCGCCUCCGGUAUCAUGCAAGCCUUCUCCAAGGCCGCUUCCCUGCCCAAGAAGGCGAAGACUUCGGAAAAGUCUACUCCCGCUGCCGAAGACACGCCCGUUGCCCUAUCAGACGAUGGAGAAGACGAUGACGACGUCCCAUUGCCGAAACCCGGUGCGGCAUCUUCGCGGAAGAGCAGGAAGGAGCGGGAGGAGGAGCUGAGGAGAAUGAUGGAAGACGAUGAAGACGAGGACAUGGAAGAGAAGGCUGAUUCUCCCGCCCCAGAGGAAGAGGAAGAAGAGCCCGUCGUCGAGGAACCACCGGCCAAGGCUGAGGCUGCCAAGGAGGAGGAAAAAGAGAUUGUGACGACCACUGGGGAUGGAAGGAGGCGCGGAAAGAGGAGGGUUAUGAAGAAGAAGCAGAUCAUGGAUGAUCAGGGAUACCUGGUCACCAUACAGGAACCCGCAUGGGAGUCCUUCUCCGAGGAUGAGGCUCCGCCAGCCUCCAAACAGAAGCCCAAGGUUGCGAGCUCGGCGCCACCCGCGGCGGCCGGGAAAGCGAAGAAGUCUGCGCCCAAGGGGCAAGGCAACAUCAUGUCGUUCUUCUCCAAGAAGUAGUGGUGUGUGGUUGGCUUUACCAUUGCCAUCUGAUCAUUUUGAGUUCUACAUCCCCGUCUAGAUGUUUGAUAGAUCUUAGCGGUUCACCAGAAGUCAACGCGUCUUUUGCCUGUGCUAUCGUUGACUUGCUUACCUAUCUUUGGGAGUUCUUGGACCUUCUCAGGAGAAAUCUCAUUACGACUACUUUCGAUAUAAA